Messenger RNA from Triticum dicoccoides, 929 nucleotides. RefSeq names its product vegetative cell wall protein gp1-like. The transcript has 2 exons. Gene Ontology annotation, biological process: intracellular protein transport; retrograde vesicle-mediated transport, Golgi to endoplasmic reticulum; intra-Golgi vesicle-mediated transport. Gene Ontology annotation, molecular function: protein binding. Bases 165 to 656 code for a protein of 163 amino acids. Lineage: Eukaryota; Viridiplantae; Streptophyta; Magnoliopsida; Poales; Poaceae. Gene Ontology annotation, cellular component: COPI vesicle coat. The record is from RefSeq and is a predicted model, not a curated record.
UCCACCGCGCCGCGCCGCCAUCGCCGCCGCCCUCGCGCCAACCUCCAACCGCGCCGCCGCGGAGCCGAGUCACCAACCACGCGUCCGCCGGAGCCCGGACCACCAACCGCGCUGCCACUGGAGUCCCGACCUUCAAGCGCGCCACCGCCGAGCCCAGACCACCAAUGGCGCCGCCGCCUGAGCCCCAACCUCCAACCGCAACGCCGCCUGGCCCCGAUAACAAAAGCGUGCCAUCACCACCCCCACGACCCGCGUCGCCGGCGCUCCUCCUCCUCGGCCGGCGCUCUCCCAGCCCGUGGUCGACACCCAUCCUCCUCCGCGGCCAGCGCCCUCCCUCCCUGCGACCGGCGCGCUCCUUCCCCGCGGCCGACGGGCCUCCAGCUCCGUGGCCGGCGCGGUCCCUCCUCGCUGCAGCUUGCCCCUCCUCCAUGGAUGGCCUGCACCGGCUGCCUGAACUCGUUGAGGUGGUACCCUUCAUCCCCGACCUUCAAGUACAGGUCACCAACGACGCUACAAAGAGAAAGAUCUGGGACCUAGAGACAGACAGUUGUGUCGAUACGGUCCAAGGACACGCAAAGGGUCUGAGUGCUCUUUGUUGGCACCCAGAACUUCGGGUACUAAUUACUGGUUCAGUCGAUGGGACCGUGCGAGUCUGAAACUGGAUGUCUCAUAGCAGUACAUACAGGUACUUCCUUUCUAGUACUUCUGUACAGCCUUACAGUAGGAGAAUGCAGGCUUGAUCUUGGUUAGAUGCUAUAGUUGACCUCCAACAUGGACCGUGCACCCUUCCCCCUUAAGCAUGUAUAUUCCUUGAUUAAGAAGCACUGAUUGGAGCUCAUUUGCGAACUGAUCAUCAAAAUUACUCGGGUCCCUUACUUUAAAUUUCUGCCACAGCGGCGACCAUCAGACCUCAUGGGCAGGAAAUUUCC